CGGCAGUUGCAUGGAGUAGUGUGAUGAUAGAAGUUCGAAAGAACAUUGUUAUUUUUAACAAUGAUGUUUAUUGUUUUUGGCGAUCGUCAGAAUAUGUUUAAGACUAUUCUUUGUCUUAACUUUUGUCUUUCAUCAAGCUUUGCUAACAGUACUUUAGCGCUUAGUAGCACAACAUACCAAUAUCCAGAAAGCAGCUUCAAUUACAACACAAAUUCAACCAAUGCUGUGGAUGGGCAGAAGUCGGAUUUAGACCUCUAUGGUGGGCAAUGGAUAAAUCCUAAAGAAUUGAUGAGUUGCAAAGAUGAACAAAUAGAUGGAAUAUUAUGGAAUACUACCAUUGCGGGACUAACUUUAAAAGAGUCGUGUCCUAAAUAUCAAAAAGGUGUAGCAACAAGAUUUUGUGAUGAACAUGGAGAAUGGGAACCUCCUAACUUUAUCAACUGCACCAACGAAGCUUUGGUGAAUGCAUCGUCACUUUUGGAAAGUAUCAUCGGAAAUGAAACACGGGGUCAAAUCCAGGAGACGGUUAACAAUACUCUACGACUGAUGAAGAACCUGACAUCGUCAAGAAUCGGUGCUGGUGAUCUGAGUUCGUCUCUGGGCGUUUUAGAGAAGAUUGUAACAGUAACCAACGCUACAAGAUUACCUAUCGAAAAAGAGGUAUUUUACGCUGUUAUUGAUAACAUUUUAUCGCCCAAUAACUCAAACGCUUGGACUACUGUAAGCAAAGAGACAGAAAAAGACCCCAGCUUUCUCCUAAAAAAUAUGGACCGUUUCAGCAAGAUUACACUCCGAAACGACAAUAUUACAACGACUAAAUUUAACGGAUCUAAUUUUGAGCUUGUUAUCAACCGGGCAAAAAUCGAUGAAACGGGAAUACGUUUUCCGGAUGAACAAUCAAACAACGUUUUUCUAAACUCCGAAGAACAUCCUACCUUUCUAAAAUUACCAAAACAAGCAUCAAACGCUACAAAAGCGAUCAACUAUGUUGCUGUUCUAUGUAAAACAAUGUCAGACAUUCUGGGAUCUGAUUCUAACAGUAAAGGGUUGAAAGGCAAACAGGGGGAAAAGUCUAAGCAAAGAUCUUUUGUCAAUUCCCCAAUAUUGUCCAUCACGACACAGGAAGACCUAGGAGUGUUAAAUCCACCUCUCAAUCUAACGUUUGGACACACUGUAAAAAAUACGUCUACAGAAAUGCGCGCUGUAUGUGUCUCCUGGGAUUUCAAUCUAAAUAAAUGGUCGGAGGAAGGAUGCUCUGUGAACCAAACAGAUCACCAGAGAACAGUUUGUCAUUGCAACCAUCUCACAAACUUUGCUAUUUUAAUGAGACCAUACACUCAGGUAUCAGAAGAAAGUCAAUUCUUAAAAACGAUGUCACUUGUUGGAGUAUCUCUCUCCAUAGCUUUUACGUUUCUUACUUCUUUGAUUUACAUCCUGACAUGGAGAUUUAUCAGGAGUGACAAAAACAUCAUGAUACUGAAUAUAUGUGGAUCGUUAAUACUGUCGUAUACAAUAUUUAUAUCGUCAGUGGAACAGACAGCGAAUGAGGUUGCUUGCGUCGCGAUUACGGCCAUUAUCCACUACCUUUUCUUAGUGACCUUCUUCAGUAUGCUUGGGUUAGGUGUUUAUUACUUCAUGAGUAUUACAGUGACUUACUAUGCCCUGUAUGUUGCAAACAACUUCAAGUCGAAAUCAAGGGUCCGCUGGUUUCUGGGUGGAAUCUGGGGUAUACCGGUCAUUAUUACUGCAACAAAUCUUGGAGCGUUUUGGGGUAAAGGAUACCACCUAAAGUCGUACUGCUGGUUGUCCAUCGAAAGUGGCUCUCUCUAUUUGUUUAUCAUUCCAGUUUGUCUGAUUAGUUUGAUCAAUAUUCUUAUAAUUGUUUCACUUUUGAGGGUGUUGUUUGCUUCGAGCAUAGUGGCAAGAUCUUCACUGCAAAGGAAAGCGUCAUCCGGUCUGCGGUCCCUUGGGACACUUCUGCCAGUUCUAGGAGUAACUUGGCUGUUCGGAAUCCUGGCAGUUAACGAAAACGCAGUUGUGUUUCAGUAUUUGUUUGUCAUUGCAAAUUCAUUCCAGGGGUUCUUCAUUUUUGUUUCACACGUUUUGUUGGACAAAAAGGUGAGGCAAGGCAUAUGGAAUAGAUACCCGAGUUUGAGUACAAUAUUGAGUUUUACUGAGCGAGGGACAAAAGAAACUACUCUUAGUUCACAAAGCCCGUCGACAUCUAAAUCUAAUGAACCAUUGAUGAAACCUAAGAAAAAGAGUUUGCUUAAAAGAUUUCGGCAAACCAAAGUGAAGAAGUCUGCGUUAUCAAUGUCAGAAAAAACGAUGUCUACAAGUUGUCCACAAAGUGUUUCUCAUGCAAAAAGAAAUGAAACAAAUUCUGAUUAAACUUCUAAUUUGUGAACGAAAAGAGAAAUGUCGCAGACCGAAGAGGACAAUU
This is a messenger RNA of Magallana angulata, 2443 nucleotides long. Its product is annotated as adhesion G protein-coupled receptor B1-like. Gene Ontology annotation, cellular component: membrane. Lineage: Eukaryota; Metazoa; Mollusca; Bivalvia; Ostreida; Ostreidae. The transcript is spliced from 24 exons. The coding region runs from base 61 to 2391 and encodes 776 amino acids. Gene Ontology annotation, molecular function: G protein-coupled receptor activity. Gene Ontology annotation, biological process: cell surface receptor signaling pathway; adenylate cyclase-activating G protein-coupled receptor signaling pathway; negative regulation of angiogenesis. The record is from RefSeq and is a predicted model, not a curated record.